UGCAUACGAAUCACACACAACAUUGAUGCAGCCACAAACGAGCUGAUUCUCCGGGAUGUACCAGACGAGGCAAUCCUGGUGGAGAAGAUCAACAACAAAAUUCCAGGGUUGGGUUUGCAGUUAGAUGCAUCAGAAGUAUUCAGAAGUAAACCUGCACUACAAGAACAUGUACAGGAUUCAUACGAGCACCUCCUCCUGGAUGUCGUAGAUGAUGAAAACCAUCUGUUCAUGAUAAGUAAUGAACUUGCAGCUCCACAGUGCAUUCUGUCAUAUUUUUUUCGUACAAUCUCACUUACUAAUUAA
Molecule: messenger RNA, 303 nt
Organism: Linum tenue
Lineage: Eukaryota; Viridiplantae; Streptophyta; Magnoliopsida; Malpighiales; Linaceae
Source: the annotation of a GenBank genome assembly